AUGGUUUGGGGAUGUGUAAAUGGAUAUAAUUUACCCUAUUUGGUUCGCUGCCCACUAUGUAUGAAUAGUGAAGCAUAUGGAGAAAUUAUUGUAGAUGCUGUUUAUCCUAUAAUUAUGGCUACAGAUGAUACAAUAUUUCAAGAAGACGGAGCAAGAAUUUAUAUAAACCUUAGUCCUAUUGAGAAUGUUUGGAGGGAAGUUAAAUGUUGGAUUUAUAAGAACCGAAAGCCACGUAAUCAACCUGACUUAGAAGAGGCUGUUACUGUGGCAUGGAAUAAUAUUGUAUUUGAAACAACUCUUCAGUUUAUAGACUCAAUGCCAGAUAAA
Messenger RNA from Racocetra persica, 327 nucleotides. NCBI's taxonomy places the organism in Eukaryota, Fungi, Glomeromycota, Glomeromycetes, Diversisporales, Gigasporaceae. The record is from the annotation of a GenBank genome assembly.